Molecule: messenger RNA, 3192 nt
Organism: Oenanthe melanoleuca
Lineage: Eukaryota; Metazoa; Chordata; Aves; Passeriformes; Muscicapidae
Gene: CCDC92
Product: coiled-coil domain containing 92
Exons: 7
Coding region: 324-1319 (331 amino acids)
Cellular component (GO): centriole
Source: RefSeq, a predicted model, not a curated record
CCGCCCCCGGUGCCGGUGCCGGUGCCGCCGCUCAGUGCCGGCCCCGCGGGGCGCCCGCGGUCCUCCGGGCGGGGCGAGCGGCGGACGCGGCUGGGGCUGAGCAGGCAUCUACAGUGCUGCAUAGUGAGUCUGCCACCUGAAAGCAGCCAGUGGAAAAACAGAUUUUGUGUGUAUAUAUUCCCUUUUGAAGAGAACAUGCUCUUGUAAGGAGACAGAACAGUUCCUUUUUAAGGUGAGCUUACAGGAAUGACAAUUGAAGUUACCUUCUCUGCUUUACUGGAAGAUGAUGGCUUAGAGCAGGUAAUCCUGGUGUGAUCUUUCAGAUGCAGAAGAUCAAAGAGAAAAAGCAGUUGAGGAGAUUAAUAGAGGUCAGGAUGGCCACCUCAGCCCUGGAGUACCAGCUGCAGAGUGCCCAGAAGAACCUGCUCUUCCUGCAGCGGGAGCACGCCAACACCCUGAAGGGGCUGCACGCGGAGCUGCGCCGGCUGCAGCAGCGCUGCACAGAUUUAACCUAUGAGCUGACUGUAAAGAGUUCAGACUCGUCAGACAGUGGUGGUUCACGAAGUGAUGACCUCAAAAGUAAGUGCAAGGAUCUUGAAGCUCAGCUGAAAAUCAAAGAGGCUGAAAAUAGUGAAUUGUUGAAAGAACUUGAACAAAAGAACGCAAUGAUAAUGGUGCUGGAAAAUACUAUUAAAGAAAGAGAAAAGAAGUAUUUGGAAGAGUUAAAAAUGAAAAGCCAUAAGCUCAAUAUGUUGUCCAGUGAACUGGAGCAGAGAGCGAGCACGAUUGCCUAUCUGACCUCUCAGCUGCAUGCGGCCAAGAAGAAGCUGCUGAGUGCCAGCGGAACUGCGGAGGGGACCCCGUCCGGCAGCCCCGUGCUGUCCGGGUACAAACCGUCCCCUCCCAAGGACAAACUGCCCGAGACGCCGCGGCGCCGCAUGAAGAAGAGCCUGUCCACCCCGCUGAACCCCGAGUUCGAAGAGGCCUACAGAAUAGGCUCGGAGAGCAGGAAGCUGGUGCUGCGGGAGCCCGUGGAUGCCAUGCCCGAUCCCACGCCCUUCCUGCUGGCCAGGGAAACGGCCGAGGUGCAUCUGAUCAAGGAGCGGCCGCUGGUGAUCCCGCCCAUCCCCUCGGAUCGCGCGCCCGGCGAGUCGCAGAGCCCCGGCCGCGAGAAGCCGCACAAGGCGCACGUGGGGGUGGCUCACCGCAUCCACCACGCCGCGCCCGCCCCGCCGCAGGACGUGGAGACCCUGGCCGUGGAUCAGGUGCACGGGAGCAAAGUGGUCAGAAAGCACUCGGGGACAGACAGAACUGUCUGAGCACACCACGGAAGCGCUGUUCUGUGCUGGUUAUGCACUGUGAGCCUGUAGGGUAAAUAGCACCUGCGGUGAAGUUUCUUUUGAUGCCCCAUGCAUGCCAAACUCCUCCCGGGUACAUCAUUAAUACAUUUUGCUCUAACGAAACCUCCUAGGACUGUGUUCAUAUGGCAAGGUAUUUAACCACUUCAUGGCCAAAUCAGGGGGACCUGACCGCUUGCUUCCAAGUGCUGCUCCGUUUGUGUAACUGCACGUGUGGGCAGAGGCACGGGGCUGUGUCAGUGAGCGCUCCCUGAGAGAACACCCCUCCCUCACACUGCAGCACACGUGUUGGCUGCUACCAUUUGACCUGGCAGGGGUUCUCUUGUCUCCAGGUGUGUGUGAGCACUCCAGAGCCAUCACUGACCUCUGCCACAGCCGCUCUCGCAGCAGCACUCAGAGUUGGGCACGUGUACGUUCACUUUAAUGACCUAAGGACGUCCCCAGAGUCCCAGCAAUCACUACUUGAUUAAUCCUAAAUACUUAGGUUUGUGGCUUUAAGUAAAAUAUGGGUGGGGGAAGCACCAUUUAAAGGGUUAAGGACCCUCAUAAGUAAAGUAUAAACACUGGGUUACUUGUGGGGAUUGUUUUGGGUUUUUUUAAUCAAAUGGCUUCAUGACACAUUUUAUGCUAGUCAGUACACUGCACUUGUAGCACCUUCCAUACUGGCUCAGAGCUCCUUUUCCAGUGAGGAAAUGUAACUGGCUAUCCAAUAUGGAAAUGGUUCUUUAUGCUCUAACCUGCACUUUUUUUGUAAAGGGAUACUUUUUUUUUUUUUUUUUCCCCAAAAAUCCUAGUCUUGUUCUGGGCAUCAUCAGACAGUGCUGGCUGCUGCCAGCGUAGAAACAUGAGCUGCCCCUCUAAAAUGUGAGUAUUUUUUUUAAGUGAUGUAACCAAUUCAUACAGGAGAACCUGGCAUCCUUGAUUUCUGUCCUUGUGGAUUGGGAUGGACUUGCCUUGCACUUGACCAGAUUCCCCUACUCCUAAGCAGCAGGUAGACCCAACAGCUGUUAGACUACUUGAUUCUUUUUUUUAUUAUUUUUUUCUAGGAAAGAAAGGCAUACUGGGAGCUGGGAGGGUGUGUAGUUUUUGAGACAGGAGCACGAGUUUGUCCAUUUUUCUUACAUUCAGUUCACUCUGCUUCACUCUUGUCUGCAGCCUCUGAGUAGGACCAGCAAGAAACACUGGCUCCCAAAUGCUGCUAAGCUUAUGAUGUGCCUUUAAAAAUUUGGAACAUGUAUUCUCUGUGACAGCUGAUGAAGGAUCCCUGCCUGCCCUGUCCCCUCCCCUCGCCAGCUGUAGUUUGCCCCUCGUAAGCUUUUUCUGCAGCUGUGUUGGUGUGUGUCUCCCUGCAGAGCCUUGGGCCACUGUCAGUGUCCCAGCAGAGGCCUGGCAGGCUGGCAGAGCUCUUCUCCUGCCUGUGGUCCCGCUCGAUUCCUGCAGCAUGACCCUUCUAGCAGGGCUGAUCCCAGGGGAGGCUCUGCCCUCUGCACCCUCUGUCACUCGCGUCCCUGAGCCCCAGACCCGCCUCAGCCUCGCGCCUUGCUGGCUCUGUGGUAGGAAUUUGUUUCACAAGUGGUGGGAGGGAUAGGGAAAAGUUGUGUUCCCAGAAAGGGGUUGGUUAAAGCAAGGUUGUUACUCUGGGGUUUACUGUUUUUACGUGUAUUGCAUUAACCAGCAGCUGGUUUGGUUCCUUUGGUUGUUGGCACCAUAUUUUUAUGGUCAUGUGUUGUAUGAGUGACCUACCCUGCCACUUGUUGGGGGCUGGUGGGAGGCAUUGCUUCCAGGCAGCGCAGAAGUGAUGCUUUGGGCAAUUAAAGACAUUUCUUACAACCAU